Molecule: messenger RNA, 3425 nt
Organism: Vollenhovia emeryi
Lineage: Eukaryota; Metazoa; Arthropoda; Insecta; Hymenoptera; Formicidae
Gene: Pgant7
Product: N-acetylgalactosaminyltransferase 7
Exons: 11
Coding region: 228-1973 (581 amino acids)
Cellular component (GO): Golgi apparatus
Source: RefSeq, a predicted model, not a curated record
GUACGCAGCGUCCCUGCUUCUGUAUUUUUAGUACGUGACAGCUGGCGACACGUUGGCUGCUUUUAUGCAAAUGUUGGAGACACAGUUUUGAUACAAUGAACAUGUAGGCAGGCUGCGAACGUGCGAUAAUUAUUGACGUUCGACACGUCGACGAAUGCACGCCACUGAGCCGGCUUUGGGUUGUCCCGGUUUCUUCCCUGCGACGAGAGACACGCAACUUGGGGAAGAUGAGGAUUGUGCAGCUUCGAAGAAAUCGCCUGUUCCACAUAUUGAUUGGCAGCACGCUGCUGCUGCUGGUCCUGUACAUUCUCCUUAAUUUCUCCUCGGACAGUCACAUGAACAACAUAAAGGAAUACUGGGCGCAAGGCCUUGGUAAGAAACAGGUGCCAGUGCUCGUAGAAGAUUUGGGAAAUUACGAGCUGCGUGAUGUACCGGUCAGAACCGGCCCUGGAGAGGGCGGCAAGCCGCACGUUUUGAGGGACGAUCAGUUGAACGACGUCCAGCAAUCUGAAUCCGAUUACGGUAUGAAUAUGGUAUGUUCCGAUGAGAUCUCGCUGUCGAGAUCGAUACCAGACACCAGACCCGGAGAAUGUAAACAUUGGAACUACCCAGAUGAAUUACCGCGUACCAGUGUCAUUAUAGUUUUCCACAACGAAGGUUGGUCCGUUUUGCUGCGAACCAUCCAAAGUGUCAUGGACCGCACUCCGUCGAAGUUUCUAGAAGAGAUCCUUCUCGUCGAUGAUUAUUCCGACAAGGAGAAUUUAAAAGGCGACUUGGAUUCCUAUGUCGAGCAGUGGGAGGGGAAAGUUAGAUUACUCAGAAACUACGAAAGACAAGGCUUGAUACGAACGCGAUCCCGAGGAGCGCGCGAGGCCAAGGGCGACGUGAUAGUAUUUUUAGACGCUCAUUGCGAAGUCAAUGUAAAUUGGCUGCCUCCGCUUUUAGCGCCGAUUGCUGAAAAUAGAAACGUAAUGACUGUUCCUGUGAUAGACGGCAUCGAUCAUAAGACCUUCGAGUAUCGUCCUGUGUAUCAAGAAGGGCACUUGUACAGGGGGAUUUUCGAGUGGGGCAUGUUGUAUAAAGAGAACGAAUUGCCCAGGCGGGAAGCCAAGACGCGUGCACACGACAGCAUGCCGUACAGAUCGCCGACGCACGCUGGUGGCCUGUUCGCGAUAAAUCGACAAUACUUUUUAUCACUGGGCGGAUACGACGAGGGAUUGCUCGUUUGGGGGGGAGAAAAUUUCGAAUUGUCCUUCAAGAUAUGGCAAUGCGGCGGAAGUAUCCUGUGGGUACCGUGCUCGCACGUCGGACACGUUUACCGAGGAUUCAUGCCUUAUACGUUCGGUAAACUUGCUCAGAAGAAGAAAGGACCAUUGAUAACUAUUAACUACAAGCGAGUUAUAGAAACGUGGUUCGACGAGAAACACAAGAAAUUCUUUUAUACCAGAGAACCUCUCGCGGAGUUGCUCGAUCACGGUGAUAUAACUGAGCAAUUGCUCUUCAAGGAACGCAAAAAGUGCAAGAGCUUUCAAUGGUUUAUGGAUAACGUGGCGUACGAUGUGCUGGAUAAAUUUCCAGAGCUGCCGCCGAAUGUUCACUGGGGAGAGCUACGAAAUGUGGCAACUGGAUCAUGUUUGGACACUAUGGGUCAUGCACCGCCGAGUCUUAUGGCUACUUCCCACUGCCAUGGGUUUGGAAACAAUCAACUCAUCAGGUUGAAUGCCAAGGGUCAAUUAGGCGUCGGUGAGAGAUGCAUUGAAGCAGACGGCCAAGGUGUAAAAUACGCGUUUUGUCGACUAGGAACUGUAGACGGCCCGUGGCAGUAUGAUGACAAAACGAAGACGCUGUUACAUAGAGUACACAAGAAGUGUGUGGCACUUCAUCCCCAAACUCAGCAAUUAUCUCUGAUGCCGUGUGACAUAAACAAUACUUAUCAGCAAUGGAGCUUCCAUCAAAUCCGCCCGCGAUGGUAAUAUAAAAAAAGAGAAAGAGACCAAAACUUCUUAUUUAAUUUGUAAAUUACUCGAAACUGUGCGCAAGUUCUCAUGGAAAAUACAAAAUUUAUUCAGUAACGUAUAAUGCAGGAUAGUUUAGUAUUUAUUUGUGACCAAUUUAUUAUACAUUAGUGAAUUAUAUAAAUAAAUAAUUACGAAGUUGAAUGUUAACAUCGAACAUAUAUCCAAGAGCAAUCUUGGAUUUUACAUAUGCGAAAGUCAGGAAAUGUAUUGCGGAGUGCAAAAAGUAAAAUUUAAUUUACGAGCUUCUUGAAGUGACUAUAUAUUUGGAUAUAAUUUUUUUUUUUAAGAAAACUAUCCCGUUAAUGCAAAUUGUUUCUAUUUUAUAAUGACUGAGGUAAACUCUGCAAUGAGAAAGUUUAGUCUUUAAUAACUUUUUUAUAUAUAUACGAAAGCGUACACAUGUAUGACAUAUUUUGAUACAUGAUCUUCCCAUUGCUACUGCCAAGAUUUCUUCCCAUGUUUCUAAGAUAAAUUAAUUUAUCAAUAUUUCACUUGAAAUACUCCUUUGCAUUCCAGGAAAAGUUGCUAAUGUUACUUCUUAUAUAUUGUUUGAAAGAUAAAGGUUGAUAUUAUUAUACAUAGAAAUUUAUACUUAUUUCUGAAUGAAGAUUGUAAUUUAUAUAUAGAUACUAUACAUCUGCGUGAGUCUUGUGCGAGAAUGUGUGAAGAUUUAUACAUAAGGAGAGAUAUGUACAUUCCAGAAAGGUGAAAUACUUAUUACAUAUUUAUAAGAUGUUUUUAUUUUUAUACGGGUGGGCCAAAUUCUUCAUCGCUAUUGUAAAACAUUUUAUACGUUUAAUGAUUGGGGGGAGGGGGUGUAUAAAACUAAUAUCUCUACAAACAUUGAAAUGAACCUAUUAAGUAGUAAUAAACAAAGAACGUUUCCUUAUUUUAUAUAAUAAACGAUCUAUUUAUAUAGCUUUUUUGGUAAAAAUCUAGAGUAUAUCCUUUGUUACUCUAUCAUAAAAUUGUUCUUACAUAAAAUUUUAUACUUGUUAAUGUUUGUUUCAGAUUUAUACCUCGCGUAUUAAAACAAAAUUUUAUCUUUUUGGUUUUAUCAUAUUUUUUUCUAUUUUUAUUGACAUAAAAAUAAGAACUAUCGCUGUUACGAAAAACGCACAACGAUAUUGCGCAUAUUCAUCUGCAAUAUGCGGAAUGGAAAAUUUUCUCUCAUCAAGUAUUGCUAUCUUGAUGUAAAUUUUAAGAUUUUUGACGCAGCUUAAUGUGUCAAAUUUUGAUAUUUCUAAUGCAGCUACCAUAUGAAUGUACUUAAUCGCAUUAACGACUGUUAUUACGAUCCAAUUUAGAGUUUAAAAGCAAUAGAUAUGAUUGUGCAGUUGACUUAUAAUGUAAGAUAAAAAUGCAAUGUAUUCCAAUGUAGAUAAUAUAUUUUAUUAUAUGCAAGAU